Molecule: messenger RNA, 2826 nt
Organism: Triplophysa rosa
Lineage: Eukaryota; Metazoa; Chordata; Actinopteri; Cypriniformes; Nemacheilidae
Gene: zbedx
Exons: 2
Coding region: 214-2088 (624 amino acids)
Molecular function (GO): DNA binding
Source: RefSeq, a predicted model, not a curated record
CGUGCCGUUUGCGUCAAAGGGAAUGCACGAUUGUUGAGUAGUAACGACUUGCAUGAUAUCGGGAUUACGUAAUCCGAUUACAAAAACCAAGACUUUGCAAUUACGGGACAGUAGGUUUUAUUUUACGAAUCACGCUAUUCCACGUUAAUCCAGCAACGUAAUCUGCCGACUGUGCCCGUAAACUUGAAAAGAGCCGUGUACGGCAGCUCUUCGAUGAGGAUGGAGAGGUCUCGUACAUCAUUUGACCACUGGCUGCACAAAAAUAAUUUCACUUUCAGAGAGUCGAGGGGUAGAAACAUCACUGUUCAGUGUAACCUCUGUCUCCCAACAAUUAAACUGUUAUCCACUGCAAAGGACACCACAUCUAAUCUAAAGAAGCACUUGGAGAGAAAGCAUUCUUUGCAGUUUAAGAAGAAACUAUGCAAAGAUGAACCAAGCAAUUCAGGACAUCAGGUUCCCGAAUUUGGACCAUCCGACACGAAACAACCUAAGAUGGAUCACACUCUGUACACAUCCCAGUCAAAACUGAAUGCCCUGAUCUUCAACUUCAUCGUGGAGGACGUUCAACCCAUUUCAAUUCUAGAGCAACCCGGGUUCCAGCGUUUGAUCGAAGUGUUAAGCAGAGGCAAAACGGUCAUGAAUCGCAAGACUUUUGUUUCCAGGCUCGACGCAACAUUUGAUAAAAUGAAAGAGGAGCUGCGAGCGAAACUCGACAGAGUGCAGUCACUGUGCACAACUGCUGAUAUAUGGUCCGUUCAAGACCGAAGUUAUUUCGGAAUUACUUGUCACUGGCUCGAGGACAAUUUCGAAAGAAAGUCAGUCGCUCUCGCCUGUACACGUAUGUAUGGUGGACACACUUGUGAAACGGUCAUAGCAAAAAUCCAAGAAAUCCAUUCUUCCUAUAACAUCGAGAGCAAAAUCUGCUCUACUGUCACCGAUAACGGAAGCAAUUUCGUCAAAGCCUUCAGAGAGUUCUUACCUGAGGAUGAGCGUGAAGUCGAAGAAAUUCAGUUUGAGGAUUUGGGAAAAAUGCUUAGUGAGGGGGAUGUGGGUGGAGACUUCUUUCUGAGUUAUUUCCUACCACCCCACCAACAAUGUGCUGCUCAAACGCUCAACCUGAUCGCCUCGAAGGAUCUAGCGGACGCCAUCUCAAAAGAACCGGUACAGAGAGUGCACGUUAGCUCAACCGCAAAGUGUGCGUUGAUAUGGCAGAAAGCUCAUAGCUCACAGAUGGUGGCUGACAUGGUGGAAACCAUUGCAAAUAUAAAAUUCACAGAUCCUUGCCUGACCCAAUGGGGCUCAGAAUAUAACUUUGUCCAGAAGAUCAUGUCGCUGACUGAUGAACAGCUCACACAACUAAUUGACAUCUUGGACGUCCCAAAUUUUGUUCCUGAGGAAACGGCAUAUCUCAGAGAGUAUGCAGAUGUCUUCAAACCAGUGGCUUUUGCGCUCGAUCUCUUGCAGGGAGAACAAAAGUGUUUCCUUGGCAUUGUGAUACCGACGUUGCUGACCCUGAAAAGGAAGCUCCAGGAGAAGGCAGCAAACACUCAGUUUUUCUCCGAGGUCAUCGACGGCACCGUUGAGGCAAUUGACUCUCGCUUCAAGCAGGUGUUUAACAGUACUGACGCCAAGUUAGCCACAACCACCAUGCCACAGUUUAGACUGUGGUGGUUACCAGAAGGUGAAAGAGAAUCUCUGCGUGAACGGUUGGUCGCCGAGGUGUCACAGUUAGACCAAGGGAAUGAAGAAGCCGACACAAAUGGAGUCUCCGUUCACGAGGAUGAAUUCUUUUCGUAUGGACCUGGAAGUUCUGGUAACAGAGAUGGAAAAAGGGGAGCUGCCGAAGAGGUACGAAUUUACCUUGAGGGCACAAACAAAGAUCUGCAGUGCCUGAAUGAAUUUCCAGGCGUGAAAAAACUGUUUAUCAAGUUCAAUACAACGUUGCCCUCGAGUGUCCCGGUAGAACGGUUAUUCAGCAGUGGGGGGAAUAUUUUAACCCGUAAAAGAAGUGCUCUCACAGAUGAACAGUUUGAGCGUCUGCUCCUUUUACGUUACAACAGCAAAGUAUGCACAAUGGCUUUCGAGUAGUACAUAGACUGUAACAUUACUAGUGGUUAUUACACUUGGCAUUUAGUGUUUAGUUUUUUUAUUUAAAGGGAUAGUUCAGCCAAAAAUGAAAAUUUGUCAUUUAUUCACCCUUAUGUUAUUGAAAACCUGUGUAUGACUCUUCUGUGGGACACAAAGCUAUUUGAGAAAUGUGUUGUGUGUGUAACCAUAUAAAAGUCAAUAGGGCUCCAUGUUGUUGGGGCACCAACGUUAUUCAAAAUAUUUUUUUUGUAUUCUGCAGAAGAAAGUUAUACAGGUUUGGAAUGAUAUGAGGGUGAGGAAAUGAUUCAAGAAUUUUUGGGUGAACUGACCCUUAGGUGCAUUAUGUUCUUUGUGACAUCACAUGAAUCAGUUAGCUACCUUUUAGGUGACAUAAGGUAAAAGUGGGUCAGUGGUUAAGAUUGUCAGUCUCUCAUUUAAUCAAUAAUGAAAAAUUAUCUUAAAUGGCUGGCUUUGAUAAAGAGAUUUUUUUGCACGUCAGAUUUUCUUCAUAGCAAGUAAAAUAAGAUGCAUUGUCCAGAUCUUUGGGGGUAAAGUGUGAUCUUGCUUUGAAAAGUGUGUCACACUUAUUAGAAAAUUGGGAAAUUAAACCCACAACUACAAGAAAAUUAUUAAAAUUAAUAAGAUUUUGCCCUGAAAUGGUUGGAAUGUUGACUAAUGAUGUGCUUGUUCAAUUUAAUAUAGGCUAGUUUUGUAAACUAUGUUUUUCUAUCAACAGUU